GGUUGUGACUUUGGGAGUCAAAAAAAGUUUCAAGCUUUCUGUCUUGAUUAAUCUUUUUUCUUUUCAAACUUCCAAUCGUGAGAUCGCUCUCUGUUUCUGUACAGUUUGUUGUGUGUACGUGUACGUACGCAUCAUCGUCAACCAUCUCAGUGCUGCGUGUACAUACUUAGGUACCUCACCCUCCAUACCUUGCCAUUGUCGCGGCCUGUCGCAUCAUCCACCCACUAGACCCCCUGGUCUUCCUUUCAUCAUCGUCUUCUUCUUCGGUUCCUUGCGUUGUUGGUGUUUGCAAGGUACGGAUACUCGACUCGACUGGACGUAGCUCAGCUCUCCCACACCUCUGCUGGAACCGACCUCGAGCUCUCUCGGCUCUCUGUUACUGCGAUACCUUGACGUUGGCGCCAGUACCUACGCGGCAAGCUUACUCCGUCCGGACCUUUGGUCACCACGACUCGCCCGUCGACCUCUUUGCUCUCCUACCUUAUCUCGUCACACUGCAACCGCCCGUAUUCUACAAAGUCCCCCGUUACGCAUCAAUUACGAGGCCUUUCUGCUCUGCGUCCUGCGUUGGAUAGCGCACUCCUCCGACCAGUAGCCCUUCCAAUCCAUCCAAGGGACGUCAAUCGGCCUCUAGAGUACAGAUACCACCAGUCAAACGCCGGUACUACCUCGAUAACCUUGGAAUUCGUUACCACCCUUCUCUCGCACCCCUCCUAAUCGCAAUUGGCCGUCCAGUACAUACAUAAUCGCCUGCAAUGUCCCUCUUCGGAUCAUCACCACCGGCGGAUUCGCCCUCAAACACCUCUGCUGCGCCCUCGCGAUCGCUGUUCGACGAAGGCUCCAUGUCAAAGUCCGGCUCCAAUUCGCUCUUCACCGACGACGGUCUCGCCGGAGCCGAGAGCUCACCCUGGGACAUGCCCACUCCGAGGAAGAAGCAGUCGCGCGCCGAUGUCGUCCGCAACCUCUUGUCCGCCUCCGACGUCCCCGAGCCCUACAUUGAGACCUUUGACACAGUCGUGCGCGAAGAUGGCAGCGGAGGGCGCGUCAACGCCGGUGGCAUAGCCAAGUUAUUCGCUGCUGCGCGCCUGGGAGCCGACCAGCAGGCGCAGAUCAUGGCCAUGGUUGUGCCAGCUGCAGGUGGCGACAUUGCUGUCGGACGCGGCGAGUUCAACGUCCUGCUGGCUCUUAUUGCCCUGUCACAGGAGGGCGACCACAUCAGCCUCGACACCGUCGACGAGCGACGCAGAAAUCUCCCACUCCCCAAGCUCGCCGGCUUGACUGCUGCUCCCGUGAUGCCUCCCGUCUCCGAGCUUGCUGCCAAACCUCCUCAAGCCCCUGCAACCCCCGUCCAAGAUACCCCAUCGCCGCCCUCACCGCCGCCGCCGCAGCCCGCCACUCUGCGCCGACCUCCGAUGGACUUCCCAGAGCCAGAGGACCCAUGGAACUCUCCCGAUGUACACAAGGGCCACGCGCACACCAUCGCCGAGUCCCCCAGUAGAACCAACGGCGCCAGCCCCCAGCGCCCUGCAGCAAAUGGCAAUGGCAACGGCAAUGGCCACUACAGCACGUCUCCGAGCACCGCCAUCGCCGGCCGAACCAUGUCUUCCUACACGUCUGCGGCCAUCGGCUCAGAGAGGAGUUCCGGGCGGCAGGAUGUAAACACCGGCACAUCGCCGGGCGGUGGAUGGGGCGGCUACUUUGAUGGCAACACCACGGGAGGCGGCUUCAGCGAACCAUCCCAAAACAACCAGGUCACAAGUCCUUUUGGCGGUGCAAGCGGUGGACGCGACGCGAAUCUCAAUCCCGCAGCCGUGCCCUCUCUGCGGCCUGCCGUGAGCGGUCGUUCGGGAAGUUCUGUCGAGGAGAACGUCGUCAUCACGUUGAUGCCGGAGAAGGAAGGACUCUUCAUGUUCCAACAUCACAACUACGAGGUCGCGAGCGUCCGACGGGGUAGCAAGGUCAUCAGGCGGUACAGCGACUUCGUGUGGCUUUUGGACUGCCUACACAAGCGGUAUCCGUUCAGAGCCCUUCCUCUGCUGCCGCCCAAGCGUGUUGCUGUCAACGGUAACCACUUCUCUAAUGACGGCGCAUUUAUCGAGAAGCGCCGCAGAGGCCUUGGGAGGUUCCUCAAUGCUCUUGUCCGGCAUCCCAUUCUCAGCCAGGAACAGCUCAUCAUCAUGUUCCUCACUGUCCCGACUGAACUGGCUGUAUGGCGCAAGCAGGCCACCAUCUCCGUCCAAGAUGAAUUCUCCGGACGUGCCCUGCCGCCCAACUUGGAAGACUCGUUGCCGCCCACCCUCGAGGCCAUGUUCGAUAAGACGCGCUCCGGCAUCAGACGCUCAGCUGAGCUGUACAUUAACAUCUGCAACGUCAUGGAUCGUCUAGUGAAGCGCAGCGAGGGAGUUGCGGCGGACCAUGCUCGUAUUGCCAUGUCUCUGACCUCACUCACCGAAACGAGUGCCGACACAUACGCCAGCGACACCAACGAUGUGCCUCUGCUCAAUGAUGGUCUGACGUCCAUGAGCAGACACUUGAGAACGUGCCAGACGCUCUUGGAAGAUGAGAGCAAGGCUUGGGAAGAGGGUGUAUUGGAGGAUCUCAAGCGCCAACGAGAUGCUCUUGUGAGCAUCCGUGACUUGUUCGAUCGCAGGGAACGUCUGGACAAGGACAAUAUCCCCUACCUUGAGCGAAGGAUCCAGACAAACGAGACCAAGUUGGCCAGUCUCCGCAGCAAACCCGAUGGCAUGGUUAAGCCUGGCGAGAUUGAGAAGGUGGUUGAGUCCAUUCUCAAGGAUAAGGAGUCCAUCGUCAACCAACACAACCGAUCCAUCUUUGUCAAGGAGUGCAUCCGUGACGAGCUCAUCUACUUCCAGACUACCCAGUUCCACGUCUCGCGUUGGAACCAAGACUGGGCCCAGGAGCGCGUCAAGUACUCCGAAAUGCUGGCCGACAACUGGCGCCGUCUUCUCGAUGAGCUUGACGGCAUGCCCCUCGGCGACUAAUUACCUCCCCUCCGUACUUUACCCUUUCUAUGAACGCAUAGGCUUUGCAUAUGAGCGUCUCUUCACUACUGGCGUUCCGGUCUUUCCUCUUCACCCGCCGGGAUUGUUUCGACUCUUGCGUUGGACUGUGUCAGCGACAGUCUACCUCAAGUCAUGUACGAAUCUGUGUCCAAUGGUUCUUGUUUUUUUUUUUCUGAGCGCGAUAUCUCUCAAGUCAGAAUGUACAUUUUAGAGCAGGGACCCGUUGCCGAAUACCCUUUGGUUACGCAAGUUGCUUUUAAUACAUUGCCCC
Molecule: messenger RNA, 3294 nt
Organism: Colletotrichum scovillei
Lineage: Eukaryota; Fungi; Ascomycota; Sordariomycetes; Glomerellales; Glomerellaceae
Product: sorting nexin mvp-1
Exons: 5
Coding region: 756-3002 (748 amino acids)
Biological process (GO): protein targeting to vacuole; retrograde transport, endosome to Golgi
Cellular component (GO): endosome
Molecular function (GO): phosphatidylinositol-3-phosphate binding
Source: RefSeq, a predicted model, not a curated record